This is a messenger RNA of Clarias gariepinus (North African catfish), 893 nucleotides long. It is a transcript of the gene ten1, whose product is annotated as TEN1 subunit of CST complex. Gene Ontology annotation, cellular component: CST complex. The record is from RefSeq and is a predicted model, not a curated record. The transcript is spliced from 3 exons. Lineage: Eukaryota; Metazoa; Chordata; Actinopteri; Siluriformes; Clariidae. Gene Ontology annotation, molecular function: single-stranded DNA binding; telomeric repeat DNA binding; telomerase inhibitor activity. Gene Ontology annotation, biological process: negative regulation of telomere maintenance via telomerase. The coding region runs from base 118 to 513 and encodes 131 amino acids.
UGCGCGCGGAGCUUCAGUUCAUGGUUUAUUGCCCUGAACUAUGAUAUACAGUGAGAAAAUAAUAAUAAUCUAAAUUAAACUUUAGCUGAAUUUACAGAAGCACUUUUUUAUGUAGCAAUGCUUCCCGCUGCUGCAGGUUUUUACUUUCCAUGGGAAAUCAGUUGUGACCUGGUAAAGGAUGGAGCCUCUUUACGGACGUGUGGCAGACUUACAGAUUACCUGCCAGAGGAGUCCAAAGCUAUUCUCACAUCCCAUCAUGCAUCAGUGCAGUACCAGGUGUCAGUACAGACGACUUUUGUUGAGCCCUUUGAUCCAAUAAUUGGGGCUCAAUACAUUGUACUUGGAGAAGUUGAAAAGUCAGAGGGGGACGGAGAAGCCAUUGUUCGUGCACGGGUCUUUAAUUGCGUGGACGGCGUCGAUGUCGCACUGCUACAGAAGGCCGUAAAUGAACAAAGGAAAUUUUUUAGGGAAAGAAAUGAGACUGGUGCAUAUGGUAACAUCAAUUUACCAUAAGACAAAGAUAAUAUAUGGAGAAAGAGUGUGGAGAAAGUCAGUCUGGGUCUUGGGGAAUCCAUAGUUGGUGAAAUGUUAUUAUAAAAUGAUUAGUACCACUAAGCCAUUAGUAGCACUUGUAUCAGAUACUCCAAUGAUGUUUAACCUCUUGAGUCCAGAAUGUCCUCAUAUGAGGUCCUGAGUGUCCCCAGUCUGCCCUAGUCUACAGUAUAUAUAUAUAUAUAUAACGAUCUUCAUAUGAUGAGUACUGGGUAGAAUUCUUUUGGCCAUCAUUUUCUUUGAGUAAAAAAAAACAUUUGAUCAAGUAAGGGGAAAGUGCAAUGUACACAAAAGUAGAUCUCAGGAGGUUAAAGUAACUUUGUAAUGGUUCACUUUUAGUA